Pocillopora meandrina is the source of this 7338-nucleotide messenger RNA. NCBI's taxonomy places the organism in Eukaryota, Metazoa, Cnidaria, Anthozoa, Scleractinia, Pocilloporidae. The record is from the annotation of a GenBank genome assembly.
AUGGAAGGGAAAGCGCUUCGAGUACAGCUCGAACGAAGAGUCGACUCGUGUUGGUCGUGGGUAGUGUGUUUUUCAUCUUUCAUCGUUCAGUUUUUAAUUCUUGGAACUCACAAUUCAUUCGGUUCAUUCUUUGUGGCAUUGUUGGAGGAAUUUCAGCGGAGUGAAGCCGAGACUGGUAAGGAAAAUUUAUAUUUUUUGCCGCAAACAAAGCUCGCGCGCAAAUAAAAAAUUUAUCACCGUGACAGGUUAUUUUAAAAGAAAAACUCUGGCAAUUUUUCAUAGCAACGCAGCUUACACCUCUUCUUUUACAAUGAUGAACAUUUUCCUUCAGCGCAGCGUGGUUAGAAAAAUCAAAGCGCUUGACAUUUCAAAGCCGCUAUCCGCGCGAUGGAAAAAAUUUUUUUCUCGAGUGCUCUAUGUUAUAUAACACCGCAUCUGGUUGAUAUAUGCAGGAAAAUGGAAAAUGGGUGGUCUGUAAACAACUCUUAUGAAUAGGGCAGGCAUAGAGAUAACUUCAUUAGUAAAUGUAGAAAACCUUCAGAAAUUCUGCGUCAUCGAUUUUUUUUUACCUCCGGCACAGUAGAUCUACCGGCGUCUAACGGGAAGUUUUCUGUCGCAUAAACCGGUGAUGAUCUAAGUCUUAACUUGUUUCGCGGCUGAGUAACGCACAAAGGAAAAACCCUAAGUCAUGUGACCGCACCCUCAGGGCGAAAGCGGAAAAGAGUUCAGAAGGCUGAUCCUUUCGCUUUCAAGCGCUGCCGAGUCACCACUAAAAUUUGUCAUUUUUAAUUUCGUUCUUAGGCAUUUUUUUUCACUCCUCCUCGUGUUUUUGUUGACUACGCAAUUCGCGUAAUCAGUUUCAAUAAUAUUGUCUUCUAUGAACUCCUUGUGGCUGCUCACUCACUCGCACAUAUUUGGAUCAAUUUACAGCUUCUGUAAAUAUCAUGACAUUUACACACAAAACGGUUCGAACUUCGAUUAAAAUAGUGACGCCUCAUAACAUCAUUAUCAUAGCUUACUAGACAAACGAAAAGUUAGUCGAUGCUGGCGCUGCGAUAUUGUUGUUAGUUCGCCGUUCUCUUGAGCACCUGAUUUCUCGUGAGAUUUCGAGAAAUAAAACCGGAUUUCCUUGAUCAGGCCAUGACUAUUCAGAUUGCAUGACACCGGAAAUUGUUGAAACUCCACGUGAAACAUGAAAAACGUCUCGAGGUAUCUCCGAAAUUAAACGAGAGGAAAUGGCAUCGAUUUCUGUAGAGAAUAUGAUUGGAGCUUUAAAAUAUAGGCAAACUUUUGCUUGCUUCGUGUGAGUCCCUUUUUUGUGGAAGUCGGCCAGCGGGAACAUGGUAAGCCUAACAUGACAACGACUUGCUAAACAGGGUUUUCCCGGAGAUAAAUAAUUAUAGAGUAUAGCUAAUCUGCAUCAUAAUGAUGCGUCGUCUCGGACGUUGAAGCUGCAAAUCUCCUCGCAUAAUAAAAUUGUUUCGUUUUCUUUUCUGAUAGAACAAAACAGCUGAUAAUGAAAUUUAAAAAAAUUUAUAAUCACAAGUUAAGCUCUCAUAAGCAAUCUCCUCAUAGUACUGAGUUUCCGCAGGAGCCCAUUACUCUGGUUUCCGUGAGAGGUUUGGAAAGAAAACAGUUGAAUUGUUUACAAGGUAUUCCAAGCAAACUCUAGCAGCUGUGUACACCCCGCUGGUCUUGAGUCCAUAACAAAUUUUAUCAUAGAGGGUAGUUCAAACUAAAGAGUUUUAUUGGCAAUGUAUCCCACGAGUAUAUCAAAACAACUUUUCAGGAGAAUACUAAAAACGAGAAGCAAAUAUCAGACUCCAAUUUGCGUUCUUUUAAUUUAAUCCUCUUUCUUUAAGCUCAGUUGAUGCACGCAAUGGUGUCAAGUGAGGUAUCGAAUAUUUCGUUUCCUAACUCUCUUGCUGGGAUUAUUUAGAGUUCAUUUUUUUCCUCAACGAAAUUUUCAAGAUUGUUUCUGGGCGAUCGAUCGGAGCUACAAGCAAACAGGCGUAUUAUCAUAUUUAAGGAAUUCCUUUCAUCCUCCAGUAUCUCAAAUAUAAACAACUAUUGUAUUGAAAGAAAAUUAAGAUCGAUUUGAAUUCGUGGAAUGCAUUUCUUGUCUACAAACAAUCACGAAUAACAUGAAAUUGCGUCAAAAAAUGCAUUCAGACAAAUUUUAGGCUGCAGUGCAUUUUAUCCGACAUUUCACUUUACAACUUGUUGCCGAAACGUACACAGAUCAGAUGGGUUCGGAUGCCUUUCAUUAUUUCCGAGUGAUGUCGUUUAGAUUCAUUCGGAACAGCUUCGGUUGCUCGGACAUAUCAGUUUAUUUAGAUCCAUCAUUAAGAAAAUGUUCGAUUCUAUUCAAAACCGAAGUUUUUUUUGCCAUUUACGAUAGGUUCAGCAAUAUUUUCCUUGAAUAUUUUACAUAAUGGUUGUUGGUUAUUCUGCUAAAAGCUGUGUUUCGUUUAAAAUAUUUUAAAAUUUAUUUUUUGUGAUUAUUUUCAAUAGCAUGGAUUGGCUCGUUGGCUAUGGGUAUCACAUACAUGGCAGCACCGAUUGCUACCAGCCUUUGCGACCGCUGGGGAUGCCGGGUGGUUAUGUGUCUUGGCAGUGUGACUUACAUGGCAGCGAUGCUUCUGACGUCAGUCGUGCAGCACAUGUCACUCAUGUACAUUACAUACGGUGUUUUGUUUGGUUUCGCAUCCAGUUGUUGUUACUUCUCAUCAUUUUACAUCCUUAUUGUGUAUUUUAACAAGCACCUCGCUCUCGCCAAUGGUAUCGCCGCCGCAGGCGCUGGGGCGGGAACAAUGUCCUUGAGCCUGACCGUGGACAAGUUGAUCGCCUCGUAUGGACUUAGAAUGACUUUUAAAGGAUUGGCAGCAUUGUCCGUCUGUCUUUUCUUAGCUGGACUAACUUUCCUUCCUAUUGACUUCAGAGAAGGAGAAGACGAGCUUUUGAAAAAGGAAGCACUCUUGAAAGAACAAGAAGAGAUAAGAAUAAAAGACCGAUUGGUCAAAAAUAUCAAAGAACUGUUCAAGCCUGCUCCAGUGUGGGGAAAUAAGCCAUUUGUCGCAUGGACCGUGGCCUUAGCUAUGGUUCUUAUUGCCUACUACAUUCCCUAUAUGUACCUGGUAAGUUCUUAUAUACAACAGAAUGUCUUUUAGGUUUGACGGAUGGCCAAGGGGAUCUAAAGCCGUACUUUACUCUUUGUUUCCCACUCCCUUUCCUUGCACUAGAAUUACAUUGAAGAACAAUGCAGCAGGGAACCUAUUUCUUCUUACGAAGACCAAGACUCGGAAGCGAACCGAGUGGAAUCUGGGUUCUAGGCUUACGAAGCUCAUCCAUUGCUGCACCUAUUCGCUUUCUAAAGUGCCCUGAAAUCCACCGAUACAUGAGCUAUUUCUUCAUAUAAUCAUCCCUAUUCAUCCCUAUUUAAUAUGUGUUGGAUUUUUCUUUAUAGGUUCGUCUUGCAGAGAGUGUAGGCAUACCGUCAACUCAGGGGGCCCUUCUGGUUGGUUAUUUUGCCUUGGCCCAAACAGUCGGCAAGAUCUUCUUUGGGAAGCUUGGGGACUCAUCUCGGGUCAGCCGUUUGACCCUUACGCAAAUAGCUCUUUUGGUCAUCGCUGUGGCAGCAUGUCUGUGCCCCUUGGCCCAGUCCCACUCAGCCCUUCUCACUUACUCCUUGGUGUCGGGGCUCUUUGAUGGGUGCCUUUGUGUAAUGAUCGGUCUUGUCACCCAUGACAUAGUGGGCCGUCAGAUGAUGGCAAAAGCCGUUGGGACUUUAUAUGGUAUCGUGGCGAUUCCUAUGACAGUGGGACCUCCUAUGGCAGGUAGAUAUCAGGUUUUUUUUAACCUCACUGACAGUUAUUUUCUUUCACGUCACGUAACACAGUACAUUGUAUUACUUUGUGUUGUUUAAUGUUCGUGACCAUUGGUUGUGAUUGUUUUUAGCCGAAAAUUCAAAAUCCAUUCCUGGACUUCAUUGUGUGUUUAAGUGUCGUUGUUUCUUCUCGUCACUUGCGCCUACAUAUUGCUCAUUUAAUCCAAUUUUUCCCUUGCAACGUGCUAUUAAAACCCAAAAUUUCCCCUUUAUUGUUCCCAGGUUUUGCUCGGAGAGCAGGGAAUUCCCGAGUUGAACAGAGAUAUGCCAUGUGGUAUUUCUACUUUUCUCAGCCAACCACGAACCUGCCAGUAUCAGAUUGGAUAGUUGUGGUUCACAAAGUCCUCGGAUGUCACCAGUUUGCUUCAUUCCUAUUUUUAUCUUGCAGGUCUUCUUUUUGACAGCACCGGCAGCUACAACAUUGUCUUCUUCCUUUCUAGCGGUCUCGUGAUUGGCGGAAGCUGCGUCAUGUUUCUCAUCCCAAUUCUGCUUCGCUCCAAGCCAAGCCCGCUUAAAGUCAUUACUCCUGAGAUCAUCGUGUCAAUGCCAGAUAAGCUCCAAGACGACGAUGAAAUUAGUCUCCUCGAGGGCGAUACAGCCAAACUAAGAACUUCCCAUAUGUCCUUUAGAAGCCUCGCUGACGAAUUAGGGAUCUACAGGAGUCGCCUGUUAUUGGACAGGACGCCAAAUCUGAGCUCUCGUCCAAGCAGUUUUGUGCUAUUUUCGAUCGUGCCGGAGGGAAGUUUCAGAGAUUUGUCUCAGUUAAAUGAACGAUAUUCCAACAGUAGAGGGGCAAGCUACACCUCCUUAGUAAGACUUUCAGAAAUAAAAGUCGACAGCAGAGUCAACAGUUGCGCUCGGUUAGAACCCGUCGCCGAAGCCGAGGCUUGGGAUUCAGGUUUGCCUUCCGAGCAUCUUGACGUCAUAAAACCACCAACAGCUGUACCUGAACUGUUCGUUACUGUAUCACGGUCAUGUGACUGUAUUAACGAACCUGCUAGCCAUGUCAUGACUAUAGAUUUAAAUAAAGACAGUGCGUCGGUCGAAAUUGUCUCCAAAUCCACGGAGAGUGGCUUUGCUUCUGAAGAAUCUGUUGUAAGCGCUUGUGACAAUAGUAUCGAGCUUAUUUCUUCCAGUUCAGAUUUGGAUGGGAAACGCUUAAGUGGUUACUCGUGGAAUUCAACGGGAAGUAGCCUGUCGUGUAAGACUCAGUGUUCCGAGGCUGGCACCGAGGACAGUGGGUACGGCGACGACUUGACGCAAGCGCACUGUGUUACGGAAGGUAGCUCGGAAAUAGAUGAUCAUAUGAAACCAUCCAUGUGCACUUUCGUCUCUCAAGAUAGCUUGCAAUCCGACUUAAGACAAGAUAAUGGCUACUGCAGCUGUGAUUCUUCGCUAGAUGUGCAGAAGAGCUACACUGAGGUCACUGGCACUGAUGACGAAGCGAUGGCUGGGCACGCCCGGAAAGGGCUCCUUAUUGAAGACGCGUGCCAUUCAAACUUCAACACAGGGGAACAGACGAGGAUGGUUAUGGAACUGUCUAAUUGUACAUGUGGAGAAGAAGAAGACGACUCCGUCAACAAGCUCAUUUCAGACGCCCAAGAAAUAAUUGAACUUAAAAAGCCUUAUAUAUCAGUGUUACCUCAGCCACCAGACAUCUACAGUGAGUUGUUCGAGGGAAUACUGGAAGAGGUGAAUGAGUACGUGGAGAAUUUCUCGGAAUUGUCCGUUUGCCAGGGCACGAUGAAGACAUUGCCGAAAGUAAGCAUGAAAGAUAUAAUAUCUUGCGAGCAGGAAACAGUUGUUUGAAUUAUGAACGAAUGGAGAAGAGGCUACUGAAUAAGAGCGGGAGCGCUGGGAAUAGACUCGGCGUCAGGCUAUCAGGUCAAAUUACUGAUUUAGAGAAAGAGAGAGUAUUCCAGAACAUUACUCUCAUAAGUCAUUUAGGAGCUAACUGAAAGCCACAUCAUAAUUAGCUAUCCCCGUGCUAAAACGUUGUUUUGGUUAAUGUUACAGUGGAAUGCAUCAGAAGAUGCAUUCCAUUGUUUAUUUGUUAAAGAGCACCUGUUACCAGUUUAGUAGCAAGCGGAGGAUCUUUUGUCGUCAUUGCCUGCUUAACGUAGUAAUUCAGACAGAGCGACCUCUGUGGAAAAUGUGGCGUAAUGCUAUUGGAAAAAAGCCUUAAUCAGAAAAAAAUGAAUCGCAAGAAAGCUUUCAAAAGAAUUCCAGUGUAUGCGGGUGGUAGAGCUACUGAUCUUUCCACUGUAAACAUUUACUAGAAAGCCUCAGUGGAUCGAAGAUGUCAUUUAGUUGACGCAGGAGGGAAUAAUCAAAGGAUAAAUACCGUCUGUAAUCGAGAAUCCGAUUGAUAUAAGUUUCAAUCACCUUGUGACAACUGUUACCCCACCCCCCUUUCCCUCACCAGCACCUGUUUGCUUUAUGCUACAAAAUGGUAUUUCAAAAUGUAAUCAGCUCUUAGAAUAGCUCGGAUAUAAUUCCCUAGUAUCAGAAGAUAUUUUUUGCCUUACUGAACUAAUAUAAGAGGCUGAAAUUCUUAUUUAUAGAAUGCUUACAUGACAGGGGUGAUACGUUCCCCUCUUGUCACUAACCUCGAUUCCAGGAUCUCUAUUCUUUGUUGAUUAAUGGAAGUGUUAGAGAGAAAGGAAACGGAAAUUCCAGGAAAGGCCUAAAAUUGAGGCUAUUACCGGUCACUUUUUUCUGUUGUUUCAAAGAUAGACGCAAUAACAUGGAUAAUGAAAGCAAAGCCUGUGCAGAUUCCCUCAGAAUGUUGUCGCCAUUUUGAGUGUACCAAAAAAAAAGAAAAAAACUUCUUUUUUUCUUAUUUCGUAAUAUUUGGGGUUGGAUUAAAACUAAAAUAUAUUUUAAUGAUGAAAUAUGAAGUAAAUAUACUUGAGAGCUUUUUAUUUUGUCAAUCAAGAAAAAUCAUAUAUAUAUAUAUAGAUAAUAAAGUUGUUCUAUUCAUUAGUUAGAAGCUUCAAUUUCUAUGGUUAUCAGGGUAUAGUUGACGAAAACAGAAAUGUCGGUAUAUUUAUUACUUCAUAGGUAACUCUGAGUUUGAAACAAAUCUAAACUCUACAUCCAAAUGUCAGCUCCUUCAAAGCUCUAUUUAAAAAAGUGAGAGUGGCUGUAAUAAUUAUUUAAUAGCAGUCAUGCAAAAUGUAUUUAAUAGGUUUUGGGACCCAUUUACUGAAAAUAUGUAAUUAACAAGCAUUUGUAAAGUGAGUGACUAGUAAUAAUGAAACUCUUCCGUGAAGAUUUCAGUCCAAAAUUAGCUAGAAAUUAUAAUGAUUGUUCUGCCGUAAUAAUUGUGUGUUUGCAUUACUCUCGGAUAUUUGUUUUUGCCUGUUUUGCUAGAUCUCUUUUUUAAACAGUGUAAAAUGUAUUGUGCUGGAUGGUUGUUUGGGAAACCAAUUAAAAUAACAUUAUUUUUC